Messenger RNA from Haliotis rubra (blacklip abalone), 4586 nucleotides. Its product is annotated as transformer-2 protein homolog alpha-like. Gene Ontology annotation, molecular function: RNA binding. The coding region runs from base 83 to 1024 and encodes 313 amino acids. NCBI's taxonomy places the organism in Eukaryota, Metazoa, Mollusca, Gastropoda, Lepetellida, Haliotidae. The transcript is spliced from 12 exons. The record is from RefSeq and is a predicted model, not a curated record. Gene Ontology annotation, biological process: positive regulation of mRNA splicing, via spliceosome. Gene Ontology annotation, cellular component: spliceosomal complex.
CCCAUAAUGCACUGUACUUUUGCAGCAGCGCCAUUUGUACCACAGCGUGUUCUGUAGCGUGGUUGUACGAGUUAUAACAAAAAUGAGUGACAAAGAGGAAGGGUCUCUACCUGACUCCGAUGGUUCUCCAGUGCAUGGGUCACCAAAGUCACGAUCAAGGUCUCCUUCACCAGUCACUAGGUCCAGGUCUCGUUCCCUGUCAGCAUCCCGUUCAAGGUCAAGAAGUCCCAGGAGGCGUCACAAGAGAUCCAGAUCCCGCAGUCGAGGACAUCGGUAUUCCCGCUCGAGAUCACGAAGUCCAUACCAAAGGCGACGUCACAGAGAUAGCCACGGAGAACGUUCAAGUGGACGAAGACGUCACCGCAGUCACAGUCGUUCACCCAUGUCAUCACGUAGAAGACACCAAGGGAAUAGAGAUGACCCCGAACCAACAAGGUGUCUGGGUGUAUUUGGUCUGAGUCUGCACACCCAGGAGCGAGACUUGAGGGAGGUGUUUGAUAGAUACGGGAGUGUUGAAGAGGUUCAAGUUGUCUAUGACAGACAGAGUGGCAGAUCUCGUGGCUUCUCCUUUGUGUACUUCAAGAGUGUUAAUGAUGCUAUUGAGGCGAAGGACAGGUGCACAGGAAUGGAAAUAGAUGGACGCCGUAUCCGUGUGGAUUAUUCUAUAACUGAGCGUGCCCACACCCCAACUCCAGGCAUCUACUUAGGCAAGCCCACAACCCGAGGGGAAAGAGAACGAGAAAGAGGUGCUGGCGGCGGAGGAGGAGGAGGAGGAGAGAGAUACGAGCGCAAUGACAGAUAUGACAGAAAUGGACAAAACAGUCAUGGAAGCAGUUCUUAUGGAUACAACAAGCACUACUCUGAUGAUAGAUACAAUCGCUACCGAUCACCUUCACCCUAUCGACGGAGAUCGCCUUCUCCUUACUACGGCCGCCGCCGAUCACGGAGCAGGUCUAGAUCCAGAUCUUACUCCCCUCCACGUUUUGAAGAAAGAAACAUGAAGUGUUUGAAGAAUGAAACAUGAAGAAUAGAAAACUGAAGAUAGAAUAGCGAAAAUUGAAGAUAUUGAAAAUUGAAGAUAGGGGGAAGAGAAAUGAAGGGUUGAGCCUUGUUGUGAUGAGAUGUGCUUUUAGGGCAGAGGGGCAUGAGAAAUAGGAGUUAGAAGAUGGAAGAAAGGUGAAGAUAGAAUGAGGGCCAUCUGGGCUCAUGAUUUGGGGAAUGGAGAAGAAAUACGUCCUACAUUGGGUACGAGCUUUCACUCUUACUGUCUGUAAUCCUCACUGUCUUUCUCUCUCCUAGCCACCUUGAAAGCCUGAUGCUGCUGCCUCUGCCUUCAUGACUGGAAGCAUUUCAAUUCAAAAUGUUCUCACUGUCUGAGCACUUGGUCAUGUUAAAUGUCUGACAGAUGGUCAGUAAUAUCUUUAGCGAUGUCAAUUGUUCAUUUUUAGAAGUAAAGCAAUACCAGCGAAAUUAAGGUGCGUAAGUGAGCCAGUUUUUAGUUUUAUAGAUACAUAAUGUUGUAGGUUUUAUAAAUGGUAAAUAUGUCACCAAUUGUUUCAGUAAUGAAAAAAGCCAUUGUGAAGAAGUUAUAAAAGUUUCUUUCUUCGAAACAUAACUUGAUAUUUUCCUGGUGUUAAUUAUUGACCCAAGAAACAUUGAUAUUGUGUGGAGUCUGUAUUCAGCUGAACAUGAUGUUAGUUGGCGGAAGCAGCAGUGUCAGGUUUUUACCUGUCGCAGACUGUGCUUGUGUAACCUCCUGUGUCUCGUCACUUCAGCAUACUUUACUGUGGGUUUAAACUAAAUCUGGGAAGAGAACCUAACACUUAUGAACCUAGUACUUAUGAAUUUUUAUGCAGCUCUGGGAAUGUACUUGUUGCCCCAUAAAGUCAUGUUAAACCCUUCUUUAAAUCCUUAUUUGGAAUGAAGCCAGUUUAACCUUUAUGUAUUCGAGUAAUGGCAUGAGCUUUAAGAGUAAACGUUCCGGAAACAAAGCUUAGGAAUCAGUUCCCCAACCUGUCCUUACUGCAAAAUCCAUCAAUUUUCAGUACUUGAACAUAAAUAAUGGUAUGAGAAACAGGUAAUGUAAAUUCUCUUCAACUAUCUACCAAGCAGUACUCCAAGACCAUUCAGUUCAUCUUGGUCUGGGUCUCUUGGUUCUAAAAGGUUUUUAAUGUAACCAUGGUUGUGUUAAACAUCAAGCCAUUCAGUAAUUUGUAAGUUAUUUCAGUUCCUCUUUUUGAUGGUUUAAGGGAAUAGUAGGUUUGUUUUUGGAGUUGCGUCCCUUUACCUUUGCUUGCUGUGUAAGUAACAGUGUAGUAGACCCGACACCUUUCAAUAACUGCAUGGUGUAGGAAGAUUGUUGGAACACUGUGGUACCUACUGGUCUAGGUAAACUGAGGGCAGAGGUCUUGAUUUUGACAGAAGAAGUGUUGUUUUUCAGGGUUGUAGAGACAGAAAUGUGAGCUCAGUAUGCUCAAAUAUGUAGAAUGGAUGCACAGACAAUAUCUAGACAUACAAAAAAUACUAGUCAUUGGGCCAAAUUCCAAUCAGAUCUGAAGUUUGUUGUACUUGAAUUUUUUAUUAGUUAAUGGGGUCGAAGGAAGUCUAGUUUUGUUUGACAAGCCGAGGUAAACCCAUAUUUUAUUGUAAACUUUAAGAAUAAAUGUACUUGUGAAACUUAUGAAAUUUUUAAAAAUACUUAAAUAUUUUCGGAAGAAACAAUCGCAAAUGCAUACAGGGUCAGAUAUUCUGUUGCAUUUUGAGAGUGGACAUUGGGGAAGAGUCUACCUCCUUAUGGUGAGGUAAUCAUAGUAAAGAAAUUUAGGAAUAGCGAAUGAAGAUAUGUUUCUUUCUUCAUCAGAAAGCAGUUGUUUUCUACAUUUUAAAUACAUUGAUCACUGUGACUACCCUGAUGGUAUGUGGACUCAUCUUGUGGUGGUGGUGGUGGCAAGUUACAUGUUUGGAUCAUGUUCUAGACCAGAAUUCCCUCAUUUCUGGUACCCCCUUGUGUGAUAUUGCUCAAACCACACUCACUUCAUCCAGAGCCAGUUGUAAGCAGCCAUUAUUCCUGAAAGGUCUCAUAGACACAUUAUUUUCAUUUCAUAAUAAGAGGUGGAUAAAUGAAAACAAUCCCAGUUAUUUUGGUCACUUAUUUGUCCAAAGCUUACUGUAAAAGUUUUUUCCUUUUCAUUACAUGUAUAUGACUUGCGAAGACAAAGGUCUUGAUGUUGAGGUCAAAAGUAAAUUUAAAUUUGCUUCCCAUCUAAUUUUUAUCAACGUUAUCACUCUGAAUCAACUUGUCAGUUGAGGAAAAUGUUAUUUUAUUGUACGGCCAAAUUAAAAAAUUGUUUUGGGUAUUUGGAAAGUUGCUCAAGAUUUGGCAGGACCAAUGUUACAAGGUGAAGUGAUAUAUUUUCGUAAUACUACAAACAGAUGUUGGUGCUGUUGAAUGAGAAGGCAUGUUGAGUCCUAUCAUUUGCUGGCAAAGGCUAUGGUACAGGGUUAAAGGUAGCCCCCACUAACUUGUCUCAACACAAAUUUUCAGGAGAUUAAUUGAGAAGUAUUCAAAAUGUUACUUGGUAAGUGUAAGUUUGUAGUUUCUCCAAAGUUUAAAAAAAAUCUAAACUAUUCAAUCUUUUGUUUAUAUUUCAAGAAAGUUUUCAAUUGAUUUUUAGCAUAUCCACAAUUUCUUGCUGUUCAGCAUGGACUUUUUGCUCUUUCGAACUUUACAAUAUUGGCAUCAGUACAUCAUUUGUUAUUACACAGUACAGUGUAUAUUGCUGUCCCUGUGUUUACUGUACAAAAGUAGCUGCACUUGAAAUCUGGGUUGAAUGCACCACUAGUAGAUGCACAUGCAUGCACUUUCUUUCAGCUGACGAUGGUAAGUAAUCAAUGGCUGCACCUGCUCUGGGGCUGUUUCUUGAUUCAAACAAUCAUAUGCUUAGGUUCAGAUUUUGGCUUACCUUUCAAUCCUUUUCUGUGGAAAUCCUUUCUUUAUCCAGUUGCACAAGAUUCUGUAUUGAUUCAGUGAGUAUUGAAAAUAAUUCUACCUGAUUUUUUUUCUGAAUUCUAUGUUUUGGACUUUAUCAAAUUAUAUUCUGUCAUCAAGAAUGUGAUGGGACUUGGAUGAAAAGAGUUCAUUUUCAGCUACUGUUGGUUUGAUGGUAAGUAUGGUAAAUAUAAGAAUGAGGGACCAAACUGAGUACCGGUAACAACCUGGAGAACUUUGGAUAGUUGCAGACAACGUUGACACGUGACGACACCAACAACCGAUGAAGAUGAAGCUUGGCAAGGUUAACUGUACAUUCAAACUGUGGCCUCAAUAAACACAUUUAUCAAAAAGUCAAGUCAUAUUCAAACAAAAUCAGUUUAUGAAAUAUCAAAGCCCUCUAUUGGGAUCAUGUACUUGCAUUGAUGAGCUACUGAAUAAGAAAUAGUCUUAAGUUUCUAUUUCGGUUUGGUUGAAAUAAUCAUUAAUCGUUUACAUAUUGUCCCCAGUUUGAUUUACAGAAGUGCUUUUCAGAAACUUGCAACAAAGUGUAUGUAUUUCAUGCUCUGACAUUAAAUGAGACAUUCAUUUGAAUAUA